Molecule: messenger RNA, 1623 nt
Organism: Racocetra persica
Lineage: Eukaryota; Fungi; Glomeromycota; Glomeromycetes; Diversisporales; Gigasporaceae
Source: the annotation of a GenBank genome assembly
UCAUUGGAUCCAAUAUAUCCAAAACUCAAUACUACUAUACCGAUUGUUAAAACACUACCUUUUGGAGGAUACGCAUUAAUAACUCGAACUGCGAACUCAGGAAAAACUUAUGAUUUCGCCUUUGAUCUUUACGAUGAAUAUGAUAAAUUAACCGAUUAUAACUUUCCAUUGAAACCUAUUGUUGGAAAUGCGUAUGGCGCUUUUGAUAUAUUGAACAAUAAUAAGAUGAUAGUGGCACAAAAUGAAACUACCACUUCUUGGAGUCUUCUUUCAAUCGAAAUACCGCCACUUUCCCAUUACAAUGAUACUGGUUAUAAUAAUUUACAUGUGAACACAACGUACCCUCGAAUAGGUGUUAGUAACCUAGAAGUAAAUUCCCUCAGGAUUUCCAUUACAUAUCAAGAUUCUAUCACGCUCAAUGAUGGCAAUUUAUAUAUCUAUCAAAACAUUGGUGGUACCAAAAUGCUUCGACAAUUAAUUAAUGCGAGUACUUGUACCCAAUGCAAUGUUUCAGGCAAUGUCAUCACAAUUGAUGUGCUUAGUUGUACUUUCAGUGAUCCGAUUGGGAGUUAUUAUAUAGAGGUGGAUAAUAAUUUUAUAAAGAGCUUAGAAUACAAUGAAUCUAUACUUGGAAUUUAUCCGAAUAUAUGGACUUUUAAGACAGAUGAUUUAUCGUAUAGACCGUGUGCAGGUGACAUCUAUGGAACAUUGCGACUAACAAUCAAUGGAACUAAUUAUUUUCUGGACGACGAUGAAAAACAUAAAUUUUUCGAUACUUUGAUAAAUGAACUUACAGAAAGAAUUCCCACAAAGAAAGGAAGAUUGAGUACAACUGCACAUUAUCAAUUUGAUACAUCCGAUUCAUCGAAAGUUAUUAUCCCACUUUUUAUUAGUGAGACAAGAAAUGAUAACGACAAAAUGACUGCCACAUACAUAUGGGAAAAUUUAGACCUGUUAAUAAAGAAUAAAGAAUAUACGAAUAUAUUAACAGGAUCUACUACAGUUAAUCUAGACGAAACUUAUGGAUAUCGCCGAACUACAUUCUCAGGAGCCUUGGGAGUGUCUAAGCGUGCUAAAGCCAGAGCCAAAAAGCAAGUCGAAGAAACAGGAAACAAGACAGAAUACGAAGAGAGCGAAACCUUUAUUAUUCUCCAACUUGGUAUUGCCUUAUUUCGUUUUGGCACCUUUACAGCAUUUGUUGUUAUUGAUUCCAAAGCCAUCCCACAUUUUUUUAUACCGAGCGUAGCAUUUUUAGUGAUUCCUACAGUAAUCAACUUAUUUAUAGCAUUUGGGAUAUUAUUUUCUGAUCAGAGCCAGAAUGAUGAUAAAGUUAAUGAAAAGGGCGAUGUAAAGGGUAAUGAAAAGAGUUAUCAGAAUGAUAGUAAAGAGGACGACAAGAAUAAUGAGUAUGAAUAUGUCACAUGGUUUGCUAAACAUAGAAGAGUUGCCGUUACGAUCGCAUUAUUAUCCGGCAUAAAUAUUGAUGUAAUGUUAAUGUUAAAAUCGUGUUUGGCGGGAUUUAACAUGUUCAAUGCGCCAUUUAACGAUAGAUCAUUGAAAAUAAUCUUUUGGGGAGCAUGCGCUGACAUAUUUUUGUCAGAUAUACCGCAAUUUGUUAUUCAG